This is a messenger RNA of Fundulus heteroclitus (mummichog), 2175 nucleotides long. RefSeq names its product tripartite motif-containing protein 16. The transcript is spliced from 2 exons. Gene Ontology annotation, molecular function: zinc ion binding. The record is from RefSeq and is a predicted model, not a curated record. Lineage: Eukaryota; Metazoa; Chordata; Actinopteri; Cyprinodontiformes; Fundulidae. Bases 149 to 1657 code for a protein of 502 amino acids.
UUGUGGGUGGGAAAUAAAAGUGACACGCAGCUCUCUGGCUGCUUCAACACUGAUAAAGAACUAGUGACACAUUAACUAAUUAACUUCCUAAAACCAGGAGAAACAUGCUAAGAGCAGCUCUGGUGAGGAUCGUAUUGUGGCUGAGAACAUGUCUGACAACGUCCAGAAGGCUUCAAGCAGCAUUCUGUGUGACAUGUGCACAGAGGAGGACAGGAAAGCAGCACGGAAGACCUGCAUGAAAUGUGAGAUCUCCAUGUGCGUCCAGCACCUGCAGGCCCACCUGACCACACCUGUGUUGCUGCAGACCCAUCCUCUGACUGAGCCCAUGGCUAUAGAUGGAAACACCAAAUGUCCUCAGCACGGCAAGCUUCUGGAGUACUACUGCCUGGAUGACAAGACCUGUGUUUGCGUCUCCUGCGCCAUUGAGGACCAGCACCGCCUACACAACAUGAAGACCUUCUCCACGGCCCACAAAGAGCUCCUGGAGAAGCUGAAAGCUGAGCAGGAGGCCUUACAAGUGAAAACCGAGGAUGACAACAUGAGUCUGGAGAAGUGGGAGAAGAGUGAACGAGAGAAGGUGGCCCGCUGCAGCGUGCGCCUCAUCGAGGCCGUGACUAAUCUGAGGGACGUUUCUCUGACCAGCGUCCAGAGUUCGGUCUCUGCUCGGAUGGUGUCCAUCAGAACCAGCAGGAGCAGCAUGGAGGCAGCCCAGAACGAGAAGGACACCUUCAGGUUCCUGCAGAUGUACUCUCAGGUGAACCAGGAUGUGGAGAAGGCCAAGGCCGUGGAUCUGAGGAAAGGCUUGGAGCCUGGCAGCCAUCGGGACAAACUGGUUCUGGAGAUUAGACAGAAUGGGGAGAAGAUGGUGAACCAAGCGUCCAACUUUCUAGAAUCAUUGUUGUCCCUGGUUGAUCCAGAAAGUCAGCAGGACCUCAAUGCUUCUUCAGAUCUGAUCUUUGAACCCCAGUCCCCCAAUUGCUGCAUGUCUCUGUCCAGUGACAAAAGGACAGUUUUCUACAACAGCGACCUGGGUCAAUGUUCUGCCACUCUUCUAAUCCGCAGCACCCUGGCAGUUCCCAUCUACCGGAGAUGGAUGCUCGGUCUCACUGAUGAGGCUGAUUGGAUGAUUGGUUUGUGUGACAAACAGUCUGCAGGAAACCUGAAGAAUGGACCGGUCUAUGGUCUGAGGUAUGAAGAUAAACGCCUGAGUUGGGUUACAACAAAGUACCAUAAUGGGCCUUAUGCUUCUUCCAAUUCAUCGGUUUUUGAGUAUAACGAUGAUGACACCACAACAACAGGAAAGCAACUUCAAGUUUGCUCCACAUCACUCACAUCUGAGAAAAAGGAUGGAGAUGAGGAGGACCAGCGACCUGAAAUGGUGGAAGUGUUUUGGGACUUUGUGGCCUCCAGACUCUCCUUCUUCAGCAGAAGUGGACAGUACCAGAGAAAGGCAAUAAUCACGAUUGAGACGACACCCAACAACUGGGAUCUAGUGCCAUUUGUUCGCCUGGGGAAGGAAAAUGUUGAGAACACCUCCCAGCCUGAUAGAAAAUGCUCAUGUGGAAGGUCUUCUCCAUUUUAUCAGACAAAUUGCUCCCGCUGUGGAAAAAAGUUUAGUGACCUGUUCACUUCAGAAGUUGUUUGUGAGCUUUGCUAAACUGUUUGCAGUUUGUUCAUCCUUGCUGUUAAUACCAAUGGGUGAGUGAAACUGUAAUUAUCAUACCUGAUAAUUAUCUGUGAAUAUAUUCUAAAAGAUAAUCAGAAGUGGAUUAAUGAAAGCCUUGAAUGUUUUUCUUAUACAUCCAUCUGUAAUCAUUCAUCAUCAUGCUGAUGCGUCAGCGUGCUUUUAGAUUGUUUUUUUUAUGCAGCCACAUUAUGUAACAAAUACUUUAUUCCCCAUUCUAUCAAUUUAAUCUCUGUCUUCAUCUAGUGUUAGUUAAAUGCAUGCAUGCAAUUUUACUUCACAACAAUGUGAAUCGCAAAAAAUAUCGUCCAGCAAAAAACAUCGUCCAGCAAAAAACAUCACACUAAUGUGUAAGAGAGAAAAUAAAGUAAAAAAGUAAAGUAAUUAUCUUCCUUUUGUUUAAUUUUUCUUUCAAUGCGUUUUCUCAAGACUAGGGAGAAAUAAUUAUGGAAAGAAUAAGUCCAUAUUAUAAAUGAAGCUAAAAAGAAACU